GCGGGGCCUGGCGGAUUCAAACGGAACAUGGCUGCGGGUAAAGAGGUGGACGACAACACACACAAUAGAAGAGGUACAGUGUGCAGCAUGGUGAUCAAUCACGAGGAAUCACCGGGGGGCUCCCGCGCUGGCCGCUCACCGGUCAUCUUCAACCCGGACUUCUUUGUGGAAAAACUCCGCCACGAGAGCCCCGAUGUUUUCCUGGAGCUGGUGCUCAGUAACAUCACUCGCCUCAUCGAUCUUCCCGGGACAGAGUUUGCACAGCUCCUUGGGGAGGAAGGGCCGAAGACCCCGACGGGUGGAAAUGGAGGCUUCUUUCGCUCUUUCAACUUCCUCAAACGCAAAGAUAAAGGUGUUGUGUUUGGAACCCCGCUGACGGAGAGCUGCAUUGCCCAGAUCUACCAGCUCAUCGAGUACCUCAGCAAAAAUCUGCACGUUGAGGGUCUGUUUCGGGUUCCGGGGAACAGUGUCCGUCAGCAGACCCUGAAGGACCUCCUCAACAGCGGGGUCGAUGUGGACCUGAAGUCCGGAGACUUCCACCCCAACGACGUGGCCACGCUGCUCAAGACUUUCCUGGGAGAACUGCCCGAGCCCCUGCUCACACACAGACACUUCCACGCACACCUCAAGAUAGCUGAAAUUACUCUGUUUGACGAGCACGGCAACAAGACCGCGGUACCCAACAAGGAGCGUCAAAUAGAGGCCCUGCAGCUCCUCUUCCUGCUGCUGCCUCAGGCCAACCGCUCGCUGCUCAAACUGCUGCUGGACCUGCUCUACCACACGGCCCGGCAGCAGGACAAGAACAAGAUGUCCGCCUUCAACCUGGCGCUCAUGUUUGCGCCGCAUGUCGUCUGGCCCCGACAUAUGACGGCCACUGACCUGAAGGACAAUCUGAAGAAACUGAACAGCAGCAUGGCCUUCCUCAUCAAACACUCGCAGAAACUCUUCAGGGCUCCGGUCUACCUGAGGGAUUAUGCCAGAGUGCACUUCACUGGGACCAAGGCUCUGCACACCAAGGACGAUCUGGAGCUGCUGACGGCGAGCAGCUCCCCCGCUCAGCGGACCGCGUUGCCCCUGAAGAGGACGGCUGUUCGGGGCCCCGGCUCUCAGGAGGAGCAGUACCAAUCACCGGCGCAGCAAUACACAGAAGAGGCUCUGAAGGACCUCUUCAGACACGUCCACCACAACAUGCCCGACUCCGCCAAGAAGAAGAAACUCGUCCGACAGUUAGUCAAGCAGACGACCUCGGGGACGCCGACUAACGAGCACCAGCAGGAGCCUCCAGCGCCCAGCAAGAAACAUCCGCGCUCCCGCUCCUUUGGCGGCCUCAUCAAGCGCAGAGCUCGCGGUGAGCAGCUGACGGGAGAGAGGCGGGUCCGACACGUCUCCCCUGACAUCGUCACCAAAACGGGAAGAAAGCCCGGAAAAGAGAACGUCACCCUGCAAGUGAACGGCCCGUUGAACGCGCUCGUGUUGGGGAAAGCGGGGCUGGUGGUGAAAAACUCAGACUUUACUUUCAAGAAGGACAAAGCUUCAAAGGUCUCCAAGCAGGACUCCCCCUCUGUGACCAGGAUGUGUUUCUCUCCUGCUCAGGAGAUCUCACUGUAAUGAAACCGGACUCCUCCUCCUGGUCUCGGACAGGACUUGUAUUAAUAUGAUUAUUCAUGGUAGUACGUCUAUUGUUUUUACUGUGACUAAUACGCAGCAGCUGUUCGCUGCAGCCAGAGAGGCCAGAACUCACCACCACUUUACAACCUGCUGCCGACUGUUGAAUAAAUCCUCCACGGUCACGGUCGGGAUAUAAACAAACGCACUCCGAUUAAUACCAAACAGUUCUGACCUCCAUAUGAUAUCUAAUAAGCUAAAUCUGUGUUGUUGUUUUUUUUACUUCCAGAAAUGCUUCAAAAAAAAUUAUCUUUCACUGCCGUUCAUUUAUAUUUUAGCAUUCUGGUAAUAAAGUUAUGUAUCAAGAUAGACAAUGAAUAUCUUUUAGCAUGAUUCAGUUAAGUAAUAAUACUCGAUGCGAUGCCCAAAAGGUAUUGGGUUUGUGAAAACAAGAGUGUUUAAUAAUAACUUUCUUUCUUUUUUAACCACAUGAAUUCUGACGUCGACGGUACUUUGGGAUCUUUCUGCUUUUAGAGUUUUGAAAUUGAAUCGGAAUCUUUUGGGUUUUAAGUCGAUGAGAAGUCGUUUUAAUAACAAAAGCAUUCAGGACAACCACACGUCUUUACUGUUCACGCUCCAGCAUUAUGGAGCAAUGUGGAAUGAAGCUUAGCUCCACCUUAAUGUGAAUAACUUAGACAGUGAGCGUCGGUUUGGCUUCGCUGGCUCAGUCGUGUUUUAUUAGCGACUGCAUCAGAAUCUAUGACCACUAGCAGCUAACCGCCUGCUGGAGAGGAAUGUGUACGUGUUGAACACUUUCUGUAUUUUUUUGUGUGCGUUUGUAAACUGAUGUUGCUUUUUGUUUCCGGCCUGGUGUUUUUGUAACUCUGGUCACUUGAUGAUGGUUUCUCCUCGUUGAGCUGCUGAUCGCAGGAUCAGUGAGCCGGUCACUUUAUUUAUAACGCUCCAUCCUGAAUGAUCACCAUUCAUCGUAAAACAUUCAUCAUGAAUCUGUCUAAUAUGAAACGUUGCACUCGCAGAAUGUCUCGCAGGACUUAAAAUACCUUUUUUAUGUUGUCGUCAGCCGGGUGAUGGAAGGGUCAAGUGGAGGGAAGCUUUGUGGAGCCGAUGGUUUAAAUGAAAGUUGUAUUGUUGUGAAGUGAGCAGAAGUCUGUCCCGGUGUUCUCUUCUCAACACGUGGUCUGGUACCUGAGGCGCACCGCGUGAAGAAGAGGCCGCUGUUGGUUAAACACGAGUCUGAGUAAAGCAGGAAAGGAACCUGGCGUCAGGCAGCGUCACCUGUUUCUGUUUUAUUCACAUUGUGAUGAAAGCUAACCCUGCUCCGGUUAUUCAUGCUGAGCGUAACGGGUCUCAAGCUCGGACACAGAGGGUCAGCAUAGAGGUCUGGAGACUGUGGACCCUCUGCGCAGCGUGAACGGCUUGAAUGUCUUAAAUCUGAUUAAAUACAAAAUCCUGAUUCAGAUCUAAAUAUAGUGAACAAUCCACAUCCUUAGUACUCUUUUGAUUGGCAUUACUUAAGUUUGUAAGUGAAAAAUAGUUCAAACACUGAAAAUGUGACUAAAUGCUCCUGUAAAUAUUUGUAAUGCACAGUUCUCUGUUCCUUCAGCUUUACUCGUCAUGGUUUAACUGAACUGACUUCUGCUCAGUUUGUUGUGUAGCGCGGACGGAUGCACCGGUACCACGGUGUGAGGGAUCUGGUACUGGUGCACCGGUACCACGGUGUGAGGGAUCUGGUACUGGUGCA
This is a messenger RNA of Anarrhichthys ocellatus (wolf-eel), 3367 nucleotides long. RefSeq names its product Rho GTPase activating protein 19 (gene arhgap19). Bases 28 to 1608 code for a protein of 526 amino acids. Lineage: Eukaryota; Metazoa; Chordata; Actinopteri; Perciformes; Anarhichadidae. Gene Ontology annotation, cellular component: cytoplasm. Gene Ontology annotation, biological process: signal transduction; regulation of small GTPase mediated signal transduction. The record is from RefSeq and is a predicted model, not a curated record. Gene Ontology annotation, molecular function: GTPase activator activity. The transcript is spliced from 12 exons.